AGCGAAGAGCCGCCUCCUGCAGGCUCCAGCUGCUAGCCCCAAACACCCUUCCCUGGUUACACCAUACCGCCGCUCAGCAAAAGCCGAGGACGGGCCUAUAAAUCGCCCAAAAACCCCAGGCCACACACACCACUACUUUACCACCACAACUCCCAGCCCCUGCAAACUCACACAGAAGCAACAGCAGUGCAGUGCCUGCAGCAGCUCAGGCCAAGCGGGAUGAAGCUUCAGGCCACGGCCGCCCUGGCUCUCCUCCUCUUCCUCCUCCUGGCGCCUCCCUCGCCUCGUGUCUCCAUGGCCGGAUCAGGGUUCUGCGACGGCAAGUGCACGACGAGGUGCUCCAAGGCGAGCCGGCACGACGACUGCCUCAAGUACUGCGGGAUCUGCUGCGCCGCCUGCGGUUGCGUGCCGUCCGGGACGUUCGGCCACAAGGACGAGUGCCCCUGCUACCGCGACAUGACCACCGGCCACGGCAACCGCACCAGGCCCAAGUGCCCAUGAUCAUGAGCACUUACUACUGUAGGCUAAGCACCCAUACAUGCACGCACACACCAUGACCAUGAGCAUGGAUGCAUGUCCGAGUCUUUGGGAGAUCUGUGCCGGCCUGCUAGUACUCUGCUUGGCACCUGAACCUUCUGGUUUCACUUGCUGCUAGCCUGCUCUGCUAUGUACAUGGGACAGGAGAAAUGGAGCUGAUGUGGUGAUGGUAUUAGUGUUAUAUACUGGCCAGUGGCCAGGUGGUAAUAUUGAUGCGUAUUGUAAUAAUAAAGCCUUGGCUUAAGAGCUAGUAGAUGAGAUGCUAGUAGA
Messenger RNA from Panicum virgatum (switchgrass), 807 nucleotides. RefSeq names its product peamaclein-like. Lineage: Eukaryota; Viridiplantae; Streptophyta; Magnoliopsida; Poales; Poaceae. The record is from RefSeq and is a predicted model, not a curated record. The coding region runs from base 220 to 501 and encodes 93 amino acids. The transcript has 2 exons.